Molecule: messenger RNA, 1437 nt
Organism: Saprolegnia diclina VS20
Lineage: Eukaryota; Oomycota; Saprolegniomycetes; Saprolegniales; Saprolegniaceae
Exons: 12
Coding region: 8-1192 (394 amino acids)
Molecular function (GO): protein binding
Source: RefSeq, a predicted model, not a curated record
CGCAGCCAUGGGCAUCUGGGAGCUUCUCGGCCUCCUUAAGGAAGAAGAGAGUCCGCUGCCUCUCGCUGCGCUUAUGGGCAACGUCGACGAGGUCCAGGCGCUUUUGGCUCAAGGCAUCAACGUCGACAGCGUCAGCAACAGUAGGUCUGCCCUGUUCAACGCCGUCACAAACAACCACUUGGACGUCGUCGACGCGCUCAUCGCGGCCGGCGCCGACUUGAACUUCGGUGGCCCCAACAUGGCACCGCCGCUCGCGAUCGCCAUCAAAUUGAAGCGAUUAGGCGCUGCCAAGAAGCUUCUGGCGGCGGGCGCCACCGUCGACAUUAUCUGGGACAAUCGGUCGGCGCUGACGCUGGCGGUCGGCGCAGAAUAUAUCCCGAUGAUCCAACUGCUCAUUGACGCCAAGGCCGACCUCAACUCGUUUCGGGUGGAGAGCCCUCCGCCGAUUUCGAUGGCCAUUUAUCACAAGUCGCCGGCGCUGCUUCAGCUCCUCCUGGAUGCGGGCGCAGAGGUCGACGUACCCAUUUUCAAUGGCGCCACCGCGCUCAUGUCCGCAGCGGGCCUCGGAAUGACCGAGCUCGUCCAGAUGCUGCUCGCUGCCGGGGCCAACGUGAACGCCCGCACCGACGCGGGAGGCAACUCGCUGGUGCAGACGGCAAUGACCAAGAACGUGGAGAUUGUGAAAUUGCUUCUCGAAGCCAGUGCCCGCGUCGACGACUUUGACGACACUCGCCGCACAGCGCUGUUUCACGCAGCCGAGGACGGCCACUUGGAGACACUCGAGUUGCUGCUCGAUGCCAGCGCAGACCCCGACCGAUGCGACGAGAAUGGUCAAUCGGCGCUGUGUGCGGCGGCUGAGAAGGGCCACGCAAAUGUGGUCGAGCGACUGCUACAAGCAGGCGCCGAUAUUCACAAGUGCUCCUCGGUGGGGACGUCCCCCUUGCAUGCCGCUGCGAGUGGGGGCCACGUGCGGAUCGUGCAGAUGCUCUUGACUGCAGGUGCUUACGUCGAUCGAUCCAAGAAUGGACCUCUCGCGCUGGCGAUUGAGAAGGGCAACCACAACGUUGUGCUGCUGCUGUGCGAGGCCAUUGUCGCGCGUGCCAAGCAGCCGCGCCCGACGAUUGUGCUGCCGCCGAUGGAGAGCGAUGAGAACGACCGAUGCCAUGCAGUCGAUGGCGAGGACGAGGCAUAGCAGCGAGGCGUAGCGUAAGCCGCUCUCUCGGCUCGUGUGCAAUGGAUGAGAUAACCCAUUCGAGGUUGGUAGUACCCAGUAGGACCUCAAUCUUGGGUGCACCAUUCGGGGACCCCUCACGCCUCAUGAGUGGAUCCCGCCCUUUUGUUAAACCGGUAUGAUUAGGUUACUAAAUCUACGAGAGCAGCGGCGGGCGAUUCAGCAGAUAUCUUUUGAAAACGCUGACUAUCUGGCUCACAGGGACG